AUGACACAAUUAACCAUCUCGGCGGCGACGAUGGAAGCAAUAGCCGCAGCAGCGGCACUGCUGAUGCUGUUGUCCACUGGGCCAUCAGUAGCAGCCGGUGAUCCAAGUCCGCUGACGAUCGGGAUGCCCAACUGCGUCACGUCGUGCGGCUACGUGAACGUGCCAUACCCGUUCGGCCUCGGCACGGACCCCAGCUGCUACCUGCCGGGCUACAACCUCACCUGCGACACUACCCCCGGCGACGAGCGGCUGCUUCUCGACGUCGACGGCACUUUCCAGGUCCUGUAUAUCGGCAACAGCUUUUUAUCGGUUUUACGCCAAGGUGACAUAAAAAUUCAUUUGGACGCCGAUGGCAAUGGCAAGGGCAUGCUCAGCUUCGGCCUUAGGCACGAUGUGCCCUACACUCUCGCAAGGUUUGGGGAGAGCGAGCUCAUCCUGACAGGAUGCAACGUGCAGGCGACGGUGAAGAGCGGCAACAUCACCGUUGCGAGCUGUACCUCGCUCUGCGAUAGUUCUGGGUUUGGACCCAUAACAUAUGACGGCACCGUGAGAUGCUACGGCGGCACAGGCUGCUGCCACGGAGAAAUCGUCAUCAACGACCACGAGAAUGAAGCGAACAGCAACAUCACAUCCGGCUAUGACGUGCAGCUGACAUGGUUGGGUCAUGGGAACCGUAGCGCGGACCUCGAGCUAUUCCCCAUGCGUGUUUUCAUCGCCGAUAUUCAGUGGUUCGCCGACAGCUUCAUCUCUGAAGAUCUGCUGCAGACAAGUGUACCACCGUCAGAGGAUACAAUGGCAGUUCCCCUGUUUCUGAACUGGGAGGUUGUUGCCGACCGCCGCCACUGCAAUAGCAACCACAGCGAACGCACGAAUACAACAAAAGGCUAUACAUGCAGCUGCGAACAGGGUUUCGAUGGCAAUCCCUACCUCAUCGACGGAUGCAAAGUUGUGAGUAAGUGCAAUGGGUUCUCUGAGUGCUACGGUGAAUGUAUAAAAAAAAGGAUGGAUCCAUGA
Molecule: messenger RNA, 1014 nt
Organism: Triticum turgidum subsp. durum (durum wheat)
Lineage: Eukaryota; Viridiplantae; Streptophyta; Magnoliopsida; Poales; Poaceae
Source: the annotation of a GenBank genome assembly